GUUGUUUACGUCAAUGUGGUAAUAUCAGACAAACAGCCGGGGGAGGAAGAUAGCUGUAUACCGACCACCCUAAGCAAUCACGACAAGAGGUGCGGUGACAAAAAAGCCAGUUAAUGAUUGACAGAGAGGGGCCGACCUGACGGAAGGGCCCGAGGGUUGAACGUCAGCAAUCGCGAGCGUGCAUCAUCUCCACAGCGGGACUCCUGCGUUUCCAGAGACUCAACUGUGCCCUGCUGGUCGCGCUAACAAACCGAGAGGCUGGAGACAAAUUACUGACUGGGGGAUGGUUUUAGAUGGGAUCCAUGUAGACUACAUUUCGCCUGUCGCAUCCGGCCGAUGAGUAGCACUUAGGGGAGCUUUCAGCAGUAUCUCUUUUUUCCCCGAGGAGGCGUGUGUAGGUGUUUCCAAGAUUAGACGUUAGACAAGAACACGUUUUCCGAAGACCCCCGGAAGCAGCACAAUCGUUUGAACAGCGCCGUCUUUGGAAGCCCAGACCAGUCAGGAGCCUAAGUCGUCAGAACGGGCACGAUGCAGAGACUACUGCCGUGGGUCCUACUGCUGGCGAUACUCCUGUCCUCAUCAGACAUGGGCAGGGCGCAGGCCCCCUGGUACAGGCCCGGCUGCCAUCUUGUUGGAGUUGAUAAGACCGUGGAGGUGCCUGGGUGCCAGAGACAGACAGUCCGAGUGAACGCCUGUAGAGGCUACUGUGAGUCCAUAGCCUUCCCGUCCUCUGGCACCACACGGCAGGGCUCCAGUGGGAACCACGUCAUCACGUCCAGAGCAACCUGCUGCGACAUCGCCUCCACACACGUGGUGAACUUCUCGCUGCGCUGCGGAAAUCUGCUGGUCCCCAAAACCCUGUACUCGGCAGCCAGCUGCUCCUGUAGCAUCUGCGACGAUAACCAGUGACGUCAUAGAUGACCAGCAACAAGAAGAACCUUGCAGAAGCUUGUAGUCUUCAUGGUCAGAAGAUACUAUUUUCACGACUCGUUUCAAAGAUUUAUUAAUCGCUUAAAAUAUUGGCUCACAAAGUGUGAGUUACAGAAAAUGUUCUAGUGUUAUUCAAACGGCAAUUACAUGACGCAACAGAAUUAAUACAAGAGCCGUACAGGCCAUUUUGUUGGUUGGCAACUACAAUGAGGAAAUGCCUAUUCCGAUGAUGAGGCGUGUCGCCCUUGGGAUGUAAAGUGGUAGGGAUUGAAAGGAGGACAGUUGCAGAAACUUCGUCCAGAGCCCAUACAGGAAAUAAAGACUAUACGGAGAAAUG
Messenger RNA from Branchiostoma floridae (Florida lancelet), 1267 nucleotides. Its product is annotated as thyrostimulin alpha-2 subunit-like. Bases 529 to 909 code for a protein of 126 amino acids. Lineage: Eukaryota; Metazoa; Chordata; Leptocardii; Amphioxiformes; Branchiostomatidae. Gene Ontology annotation, biological process: cell surface receptor signaling pathway. The record is from RefSeq and is a predicted model, not a curated record. Gene Ontology annotation, molecular function: hormone receptor binding. The transcript is spliced from 5 exons.